UAAAUUAUUUACAUUUUUUUCAUUUAUCGUCGCUACGAGUAUGGAACGGAAAUGCAAUAAUUCCAUCUGUAACUAUGAAGCUGUUUGCAUGCUGGACAACAAUGGUAACCCACAAUGCCAGUGCGUUGAACAAUUCUUCGAAGAUGAAUUCUGUUCAAAAUUAAAAGACCACUGCUCCUCAAAUCCAUGUCAAAAUGGCGGAACAUGUCAAUCUUAUGCGGGACAUUAUAAUUGUGAAUGCCCAUCAGGUUUUUUCGGCCAAAUGUGCACUAGCCAACAAAAUGCUUUCAAAGGUUUUCAUUUGCACUACAAUCACAUUGCACCAAUCGGUAUCAAACAGUCAUUAAUGUUAAUUGUGCAAAACUUGGGAACGGUUGAGACUCUUUUGGAACUGUACACUUUGGACUGUUUCAUCGAUGGAGUCACAUUCACUUCAACAAGUGGACACUUCAUAAAAUCCAAUAACUUGAAAUCCCUUGGCAAGAGAUUGGGAAUAAAACAUAGUGACAACCUUCCAUACAAUGUUGGAUUCUAUAGAAUAACUAAAGCCUCGUUUUGGAAGCCCGGAAUCAAUCAUAUGUCUUUGGAUUUCAGUGAUUUUGGUGAAUCGGAAGAGAAUUUCUUUCGAGGGGAAUUCGGUAUUUUAGUCUAUGAUCCAACAGGAAAGAAUUGUUUACCUGCAAUUCAUCUUCCUCACUGCUUGAACCCUCGCAAGCCUCUGCAUAUGGACAUUCAAGCAUUUAACUUUAUCGAACCUAUCGUGGAUUCCAAAUGCCAGCUGGACUCUCAUAUAAGGAUUUCAUGGACUGUCAAGAACUACAUCAAUACAGUUGUCCUUCAUAAGUUUCCCAAACAAUCAAGAACAGACCUUACAAUUCCGCCAUUUACUAUGUGGUUUAAUUAUAGAGAUGACUUUAUUCAAUCGUAUCUAAUUGAAGGAGAUGUCCUUGAGAUUGAUGGUAGCAACAAUCACAUCAGCAAAACUAUUCUUCGGUGUUAUGUCUUUGUGGACUCUAAGCCAACAGGAGCAUUCAUCUUGGGAGGACCAUACAGGGAUGCAAACUAUAAGAAGCAAUUUGUUUUAGAUGGAUCAGCUUCAAGGGAUUAUGCAAGACCUCCGAAUGGGAAUCAGAGGCUACAAUAUUUUUGGUCUUGUACUUCUGAUGAUGAUAGUGAAAAUCAUUAUUGUAGACUUAAUAUGGGAAGUGGACCCCGCCUUGUCAUACCUGCAAAAAGCCUUCAACUUAGCAAAACCUACAAAUUCAGUCUUCUCGUACGAUCUUCAAUCAAUAUUUACAGUUCACAUCGAACUAAUCAAACAGUAAAAGCAGUUUCUCAUGAUUCGUUGUUCAUACACUUUAUCUGUCUUCGAAAUUGUCAACAUGGAAAGUUUUCCGCUGGAAAAUUGAUUCACUUAAAGCUUGAAUGUAUUAAAUGUCCACCGGGGGAAAUUACUUAUUCAGUAUUUAAUGAGAUCGGCACUAAGAUAGCCAAUGAUCGACAAGUGAUUUUAGUUGAAGAAUCUAAAGAAGAAAUCUCCCUGAAAGCUGAAGCUAUCUUGGGUUCUAUGAAAGGAGAAACUUCCAUCAACCUGAUAUUAAACCAACCACCUAGCCAAGGAACAUGUUCCAUUAAACCUCUUUCUGGAAUUGAGUAUGAAACUGUCUUUGAAAUUUCUUGUUUGGGCUAUGUGGAUGAAGACAAACCAAUAGACUACAAGUUCUCGGCGGGAAAUAAUACCCUAGAUCACAGUGGCGAUGAAACUUUUACCACACGAUUAUUCCGAACAUCAGAAGAAACUUGUGCAGUUAAAAUAAAAAUUUGUGAUGAUAUCGGAGCUUGUACCGAAGUUCAGCUUCAAGUUUCUCUCAAACCGAUUACCAAUGCCGUAGGAUCAUGGCUAACAUUUCUUUCGCAAAACGAGACGAAUUUGAAGGCUAUAAUUGCAAGCGGAGACAAGACUACCGCCUUCAUACUGAUAGAAACUGUAAUUCAACAUAUGACACCUUCUGAAUACCAAGAAGAAUUUUUAAAACACAUUGUUAAAUGUUUUCGGGAAGUGGAAGCAGAUAGAUUGCUUGUUGUCGAACAAUUCUUAGCUCUUGGAAAUAAUCUUUUCGGUGUCAUGAAUGCAACCAGUGAAUCAGCCGUUCUAAUCUCAGAAUUGUUUCUUAAAGUCAGUAAGGGUUUAUUGCACUCAAUAAAAAACUUAGAAGUGUUGGAACUUCAGGUUGAAACUCAUGAAGUGAUGAUGAACAAUAUUGCUGAAUCUUUGGGUACGACAGCAAUAGAGGUCGAAGAAUUUCCUGUGGUUCAUAAUGCAGAACCCAUUCCACCGGAAGAUCCAUUCAAAGAAAACUAUACGGACUACGGUGAACUUGACAUUCAAGAUGUAAUCCACAUUUCAAAUUGGUUACAGGCUUUCAAACGCAUGCACCGAUGUCUUCAAGUAAUGGGAGUAGUAUCAGCUUUCGUACAACUGCCAGGGGAGAUUCCUUUGGUCAUAAAGAGAAAAGGUUUUAUGAGUAUGUCUGUCAAACUUGAUAUCGGGAUGAAUGUGCCUCUAUCUUGGAAUGAAUCUAAGACUGUCUUCGAACUGCCCAAAGAGUUUUUAAAGAGUCUCGAUAGAAAUGAAGUCAUUAUACAAUCUACAAUUUUUCAAUCGAAUCCACUUUGGUGGUAUCCGGAUCAGCAUCCAAUCAACUCCGAAGUUCUUUCAAUCGGGGCUUACUCCAAGAAUUUGGGUUCAUUGAACUCGAGAACAGUUAGAAGUAAUUUUAGUUUCUAUAUGGAACUCAAAAGUUCUACAGAAGAAAUACUAACUCAUGGAAUUGUUCAAAAUGAUCUGGAAAUGUUAGUAUAUGAAAGGUUACUUCCUGAGAAUUCAGUUUUAUUAGUCACAUUUUUGCCUCUGGACAAUGAUAUACGGGUACUUCUUCUGAUGGGACAGAGGCCACGAAGUUUUAUUCUUAAAGAUGCUACGGUCGUUCCGGCCUCGACCGAAAAUACCACUUUAUACCUCAUUAACGAUAAAAUCAUGAAACGAAAAGCCUUUCUAGGCAUUUCGUCAAGUUUCAGAGUCGAAUUUUCAUUCACAUUGACCAUAAAAAUGUGUACAACCUGGGACCAGUCAGCCCUGGAAUGGACUUCGAAGUAUUGUUUAGUGGGAAAUCAGACCAAUGCAACGCACAUUCAUUGCUCAUGUUGGCAUUUGUCAAUGUUUGGGGCAAAAGUAUAUCCCUCUUUUGGACAUUUUCGAACGUCCGAGAAAUUUGUUGAUCAUCUUGCUAUCAACUUUGGAAUGGUUACAAUACUCAGUUUAAUCAUUCUUUUAAUAUUUUUGUUUUUGUGGAUUGCUUGGAGAAGAGACGUACAAGCUUCUGAAAAUAUAGUGUUUAUAGAUUACAUCCAUGCUGAUGACAUACAGGCCUCCCAUGAAUAUUUAGUCACAAUUUACACAAAUGGACAAACGCAUGCUGGUACAAGUUCAAAUGUUACGAUCAGGCUACAUGGAUCUUUAUCGAAAAGCCCAAGUUUGACAGUUUACUCAAGACCGAUGAAAUCAAUUUUUCAACGCAAUUCCAAGGCUUCAUUUAGAGUAUUUUUGCUCAAAGAUUUAGGAGUAAUUAAGUCAGUGUCACUUCAUCAUGAUGGUUUUGGUAGAUAUCCAAAGUGGAAUUGUAAAAUGGUGACGGUUAGAGAUAAAGUGAAAAAAAAUCAAUACACUUUUUUGGUAGAUAGAUGGAUUUAUGCCGAUUCCGAACCAAUAUUAAUACCUCGAGCCAGAAAAGAAGAACUAGAAUCAAGAAGUAUGAUUUUCAAAUUUUUUUUAGAAACCAUGUUUGCGAAUUUUUACGCAGAACAAUCUUUUUCUUUUACAAAACUCUACGGACAAUUCACUGCUAUAGAAAGAGCAAGCGUCUUUAUUCUUAAGACUUGUAUAUCGAUUAUGGGAACUUUGAUAUUCUUUGGGCCUACAACUAUUUUUACGUAUGAAAUGGAACGUGAAAUUUAUUACUCGAUGUUGCUGGAUAUUCAAAAACUUUUCUUUAUUUCUUGUGUUUGUCAUAUAAUUGGAGUGGCAGUUGGUGAAGUUUUAUAUUACUUUAUUUUGAAGAUUAAAAACAAUAUCGGUUUCUUCCACUUCCAGAGCAACGGAGUUCUGUGA
Messenger RNA from Eupeodes corollae, 4168 nucleotides. Its product is annotated as polycystin family receptor for egg jelly-like. Bases 41 to 4168 code for a protein of 1375 amino acids. The transcript is spliced from 5 exons. The record is from RefSeq and is a predicted model, not a curated record. Gene Ontology annotation, molecular function: protein binding; calcium ion binding. Lineage: Eukaryota; Metazoa; Arthropoda; Insecta; Diptera; Syrphidae.